AUGAUCGCUUCAAGAAGUAACCUCGAACAAUAUGGCAACUACGAAAUAGAGAUUUGGCAGCCGCUUGGGUUCACUACGGAUAAAAUACGGACUACAAGAGUUCAUAUACAAGAUCAAGACUUUACAGUCCAUGUUGCAGAUAUUACCACUCGCACAAAUAUCGAGAAAAGAGCUGAAGUUGAAUCAGAAGAGCUUUUGACCCCGUCAGAUGAUGAAAUUCACCAUGAUCUCAUUCUAGAGACCGAUGUUAAAGAACCCUCGGUCAAUAACUGCUCUAAUGGCGAACUAUCAAGUAUCUCCACUUCCAUGGUUGCGGCCGAAGCUGAUAAUGACAUACAACUCACGGAUAUAUUGCCUGGAUCAACCCGUCUCCGCAAGCUCCUUGCAAACAAUGCCAAGAUUAUAGUCUGUCCCGGGGUUUACGACGGGCUGUCAGCACGUAUCGCCCUGUCACUUGGCUUCGAAGGGCUUUACAUGCUGGUGCGGGGACUACUGCUAGUCGGUUGGGAGCUGCUGAUCUUGGCCUCGCUCAACUUCACGAUAUGA
Pseudogymnoascus verrucosus is the source of this 546-nucleotide messenger RNA. RefSeq lists its product as uncharacterized. The coding region runs from base 1 to 546 and encodes 181 amino acids. Gene Ontology annotation, molecular function: catalytic activity. NCBI's taxonomy places the organism in Eukaryota, Fungi, Ascomycota, Leotiomycetes, Thelebolales, Thelebolaceae. The record is from RefSeq and is a predicted model, not a curated record. The transcript has a single exon.